Botrytis fragariae is the source of this 735-nucleotide messenger RNA. RefSeq lists its product as uncharacterized. The transcript has 2 exons. Bases 1 to 735 code for a protein of 244 amino acids. NCBI's taxonomy places the organism in Eukaryota, Fungi, Ascomycota, Leotiomycetes, Helotiales, Sclerotiniaceae. The record is from RefSeq and is a predicted model, not a curated record.
AUGGACCUCAACAAGCUGACCGUCAAAGAGCUUUUGGAGCGACUCACAGCUACCGGUAUAGACAAGCCGACUCUUAAAGAGGGAGUCAUUGCUUUCGUCGAAAAUCAAUCACGCCUUGCACGUCGGAGGGAUCAAGCUAGGGAAUUAGCUGGUAUUGAACAGAAAUUGAAUGAGACAAAUGAAGGGCCUGAAUUGGAAUCUCUCCUCCAGCGCACGACCAAAGCUAUCCUCUCUGGAUUUGACUUCUCGCUCCCAAAACUUCCAAAGGGUCUAGAAGUUAAAAUGAACGUUAACAUGCAACUUUGGCACACGCGUACUGAGGUUGUGAAUACGGAUAAUCAAGAUGAUGAAACCGGCCUACAGACUCCAGGUUCUCAGAGUGGAGAUGAAAUGACAAUGACCAACAUUUCGAUGGGACCGGCAUUGGAAGUUGUACACGGUGCCGAAGACGAAGAAGAAUUAGAUGAAAAUGGCAUUCCCAUCAUUCAAUCCCCACGUCGAGAAACUCAACUGAGCACUAAUGUCGCCAAUUCCCGAAAACGCAAACUCGCAAGCCCCGCACAACAAAUCACUUCUACCUUGAUCUCAAAGUCCGAGAUGGAAGCAGGCCGUAACUCCAACAGACAAGCUCAGGAAAAUGAACAGACUCUCGAACCCUUUCCUUCUAAUUCUAAGCCUGCAAUGCUCGGACAAUCGAAUAAGAAACAAAAGCGUGUUUCUGGAAGGUUCGCCUGA